AUGGCAUCCAACCGCGAGAGGAACCUUAAGCAACCUAUGAUUGAAGAUUAUGGACGCUCGAUGGGAGAGGCGUACUGGAAUGGAAUGUAUGAUAUGAUCAAGCAUUACCGAGCACUUCUCAAGAUGUACAGGGAGUUGCAGCAUGCCGAGCAUGAACGACACCAAGCAGGGCUCGAAGUCUAUCGCAUUGCCGGUAAGUUGGAAGUGAUUGAAUAUCUCUUCAACGAUGACGCUAUCAUGGAGGUGAAGGAGAAGCUUAAGAGUGAACUUGUACUUGCUGAGGUUAAUCUUGCUGAUAAGAAGGUUCCGACUCUGAACUGGGACAAGGUUUCUCCAAAACAUGGUGUAGUCCGUUACUUCUAA
Molecule: messenger RNA, 363 nt
Organism: Eruca vesicaria subsp. sativa (arugula)
Lineage: Eukaryota; Viridiplantae; Streptophyta; Magnoliopsida; Brassicales; Brassicaceae
Source: the annotation of a GenBank genome assembly